AGUUUAGAUUUCUUAUUCGUGAUAUAUUUGCUAAAAUAACUUUCAAAAUCAAACUCAACUCUUAAUAAUGGCCUUGUGAUAUACGAAAUCUAUUGAAUGUUAGAUGUUAGUUAAUUUUUCCCUAAUAAUAACUGAUUAUAAAGAGACAUAAGUUUGAUGAUGAUUGGUGAACUUCUUUUUCAAUCGAAUUAAAGUCUUUUAGCUCAUAAAUCAAAAUUUAGAUGACUCUAAAAAGACAAAUCUUACAAGUCUUUUUAGCUCAUAAAUCAAAAUUUAGAUGACUCUAAAAAAACAAAUCUUACACUAUAUCAUUACAACAUAAAGUAAUAACAUAAUAAAAUUUCUGAUUAUAAUAUAAUUACAAAAUAAAGUAAAUACAACCAAAAUUUGCUUUGAUUUCUCUCUCUUUUUCCCUUUAUCUUCCUAAUUCUCUCAUUUCUUUAAUCUACUUUGUGAAUCAUUUCUACUCUACCGUCUAAUUUAUACUUCAGAUUCUACGGGUUUCUUAUGUUAUAUUUAAGCUUUAGAUAGUUUACAAUUCAGUUUAAGAUAUUUCAAUUUCGAGGUUUCCUAAUCUUUAUAUAUAAAGUUGAAUUGUGUGAUGCACACAGCUUUCCACAACACCACAACAGGUUGGGGCUUUUUUCGACACCUGUCAGCUCCAGAGUAGAUCGGUGUGGCCCACGUUCCCUCCUCCUUCUCGCGCGCGUCGUGUUGUCUGUAUCAUCUUCUCAACAUCAACAAUCAAAGAUCAGUAGCCGACAGUUUCAACUUUCAUUAAUACAAACGUAAAGCCCAGCUUUAACGUGAUUUACCCCACUCGUCUCACUCUCAAGCAUUCAAUCAACCUCAUCAUCUCCAAAGUAACCGAUGGAAACUCAAACUAUAAAUCCCCAAGCUCUCAGAGAUGAACAACCUCAGCGAAAUCGAGAAGAAUAGUCUUUUCUGAUUACCAACUCCGACAAUCUCAUCACCUUACCGGCUGAGAUGAGCUCCGAAACGUCGGCGGCUGGAGACGGCGGCGAAACGAGCGCUGGGCCAGCACCGGCAUACGACAAACAGAAGGAGAAGGCGCGCGUGAGCAGACCGUCUCUGAUCCUGUGCCACGACGCGCACCAGAACGACGCAUCUGCAGUCUGGAAGCUCCUGGAGAAAGAUCAGUCUCUGGUUCACGCCAGAGAUUACGACAGCCAAACGUCUCGGGUGGAUCGAUGUUGUUAAAUGUCUGAUCGAGUUUGGUGCUGAUGUCAACGCUCAGGACAGCCUCUGGCUGAUGCAGAAGCUAAUAUGAGCUAGGAAGCAGAAAAUGAUCGAGCUACUCAAAUCUCAUGGCGUUUUAUCUUAUGGUCAAAACGGAAGUCACUUUGAACCAAAGCCUUUGCCACCACCAAUUCCAAAGAAGUGUGACUGGGAGAUUGACCCUGCUGAGCUGGAUUUCUCAAAUGCAGCCAUGAUUGGAAAGGGUUCAUUUGGUGAGAUUGUGAAAGCCUAUUGGAGCGGAACACCAGUGGCUGUCAAACGUAUUCUUUCUUCUCUUUCAGAUGAUAGACUGGUUAUGCUCCGUCAAGAAUCAGAUCUGUGAGGCUCAAUCUUCCUCUCCUCCCUACGGUGUCUCCUCGGCUAGAAAGCCCCCUCCGACAUUCGCCUUCCAUACCACCACAAGUCCAACUUCAAGUUUCGGCUUCCGACGUUUGUAAACCCGGUGUCCGUGGGGCUCCACAAUUAACUCGGGUUUUAGAUCUGGAAUUUUGUCAGUUGUCUCGGUUGUGCUCACCUUAUGUCUCCUCCAUCACCACUGUCCCUGGCCUUCCUACUCCGCUCACCGUUCCAUUGUCAUCAUCUCAGCCAUAUCAGUUAAACAUCGCCGCUUCUUUGCUCCGCCGUGAUUCCUUGCAGUUCAUCGGAUUCUUUGACCGAGGAAGGCUGAGUCAUUUUGUUCAUGAGAUGGGCUACUUUCAUUUUGCAGUGAGCUUGACAAGCCCAAUAAAGCUCCAAGGCUCCCAUCUCUUCCUAGCAGUUUCACAGCCCACUUUGAUGUGGGAUGGAUUGGUCUCCUUGACUAAUCUUCUAAAAAUGUUUGGUGGGUUCACUAGCGUUUUUACAGAGACAUAUUUACACACAAAGUUUCAUCUCUCUUGUUCGAAGAGUAGCCUUUCUUUCCAUUUACCGGUGGGUUCACCGGGACCAUCAUGUUCAUCCUUUGCUUCCUUUUUAAGGAGUGCUUUCCCUCCAAUCUUGUGGAGGUGUUUGUCCAUAUCUAUAACCGUCUUGCUAUCUUGUGGAGCGAUCCGUUCGGGACCUGAAGAUGCAGCGGGAUUCGUUUCGACGAGUUUCCGAGGUGUGGAUUGGAUGUCAACGCCACAAUUUAAGGUGACUAUUUCUCUGCUGUCCGACCAUGUCGUGAAAGCUACACUGACGCAUUCAAGCACCGUCUUGAGUUUGCUGUCAUCUUCUUCUUUUGAAGACCUAUCAUUUUUAUCUUUUGCUGUUGUAGUUUAUCUUUUCAAUCAAAGAGGAUGGACAAUUCCCUCUAGUAUUUGUAAUCAAGCAAGUUGAACUUAAUGAAAAAGUUGUGUUUCAAAAA
This is a messenger RNA of Brassica napus (rape), 2584 nucleotides long. Its product is annotated as probable serine/threonine-protein kinase drkD. The coding region runs from base 1307 to 1582 and encodes 91 amino acids. NCBI's taxonomy places the organism in Eukaryota, Viridiplantae, Streptophyta, Magnoliopsida, Brassicales, Brassicaceae. The record is from RefSeq and is a predicted model, not a curated record. Gene Ontology annotation, molecular function: protein kinase activity; ATP binding. Gene Ontology annotation, biological process: protein phosphorylation. The transcript is spliced from 5 exons.